AUGCAAUUCUCUACUGUCGCCAUCGUUUCCUCUUUGAUCUUUGUCGGUGCUCAAGCUACCGUCACCUCUUCUAUCACCGAAACAGUGUCUUCUGUGCAAACUGAAACCGUCACUUCUUGUGGUAGUGAAGUCACCAACUGUCCAGCCUCCACCACCACCUCCGGCACUUUGGACGCUUACGGUACCACUUCCACUCCACUUUCUUCCUCCAGUACUACCACUUACGGUACUUUGGACGCUUACGGUACCACUUCUUCUUACUCUAACUACACCACCGCUAACAUUUCUUACACCGGUGGUGCUGCUGGUCCAGUUGCUUCUUCUAACGGCUUGUACGCUUUGGGUGCUGCCGCUGUCUUUGGUGCUGCUGCCAUCAUGGGUCUUUAA
Molecule: messenger RNA, 387 nt
Organism: Saccharomycopsis crataegensis
Lineage: Eukaryota; Fungi; Ascomycota; Saccharomycetes; Ascoideales; Saccharomycopsidaceae
Exons: 1
Coding region: 1-387 (128 amino acids)
Source: RefSeq, a predicted model, not a curated record